Molecule: messenger RNA, 3380 nt
Organism: Porites evermanni
Lineage: Eukaryota; Metazoa; Cnidaria; Anthozoa; Scleractinia; Poritidae
Source: the annotation of a GenBank genome assembly
AUGCCUCAACAAGUGUAUCCAGAACGCGAGCUAGAGGAAAGCCGAAAAGACAGGAGCGAGCUUAAUUUAAGCAAUAACAGAGACCAGCAGACGAGAAACGAACUUUCCGAACAGCUAUCGCAAACCUUCGGUCCAACUUUGUUCGUAAUGAAGCUAGCAGGAGAUUUCUUUGGCGAAACAAAUUUGACCGAGCCGCGAGACUUGAAUUCGAACUGGGGAAACUCGGCUUACUGCAUUUCGCGUUUCUACAGCUCGUUUGUUGUUUUAGCCGAGUGGUUGCUGGUUGUUUUGGGGCUGAUAACUCUUUUUUACCAAGGUUUGGCGUCCAUGAAUGUUUUCCUAUUCUUGUUAAUCCCAAUUACUUAUUAUAUUCAGUGUGCUUCCAACGCCACUAUUUGUUCCGUGGUACUGCCACUCGUGAAAAGAAAAAAUACCAGAUUUUCCCAGUUUAUCUCUGGCGCCAUGAUGACCACAACUGAUCUCGAUGGAGUGAAACGCAAAACUCUGCAAGGUUUAGUGACUGCAUGUUUUGUUGCUGUGAUGAAUUUUGUUUGUAUCGCCCUCUUUUCACUCUAUAAUGGCGGCAUAAUCUCUAAAUACAAACCGUGGAAUGGUCACUCAGCAGUGAGAGUAAUCGAGCUCGCACCCGCGAUAUACGGUUCCUUUUCCUGGAGUCUACCAGUGCAGCUGUACUGUGCAACGUGCUUGGUUCUGGAAAGAAUGUUUGAAACGUUAAAAAAGAAAAUUGAAUCCAGUCUCGGUACUGAACGCCCUUUGACCAUUGCCUUUGUGCGCCAAGAGCAUAUGCGACUGUGCAAGCUUCUUCAGAUGGCUGACAGGGUGUUUUCACCUAUCUUGUUUGUAACGGUCAUACUGUAUAUACCUCUGAUCUGCGUCAAUUUAUACCAGCUCAUCCAGUCAACCAAAAAUUGGUCCAGCGAAGCGGGAAGGGUUUCGUUUAUUGUUUACCUUUGUUGGAGUAUAUCUCUAGCAUCUAUACUGGGAGUGCUGUGCCUAUUUGGAAGUCGAGUAAACGAGAAGGUAUAUAUGAUAUAUAAUAGUGAGAGUGAGGCGGAUUCAGGAUUUUUCUUAAGCAGGGGUGCACCACUAAGGACCUACCAUUUCUAUGGAGUGUAACAUAAACUCUUCAAUCUCGUCUCAUGUUUCACUUCAACACCAAUAAACUACAAAGCUUUUUUUUUUUUUUUUUUUUUUUUUUUUCAAAAUACACUUUGUUUUUGAAAGCCUGUGGUCAUUUCAGGGGGGGGGGGGGGGGGGGCCCCCCCCGCCCCCCCCCCCCCCCCCCCCCCCCCCCCCCCGCGCGGCGCCCUGGGCAAGAGUUUUUUUCUUGUUUGCGUCUUGUAUUUGUUUUUUAAAAGAAGGAGGAUUUUUUACUAAAUUUUUUUUUUUGUGCGUUCGUAUGUGUAGUUUGUCUUUUGUCGUGGUAGGUGAGUAAUAUUUGUUAAGAGUAUGAAUAUAAAAGUUAAUAUAAAAAAAAUGUAUAUUUUUUUUUUUUUUUUUUUUUUUUUUUUUUUCGAAAAAACCAGUUUUAUUAAAAACCCUUAGUUCAUCCCAGGGGCGGGGGGGGGGUUAACCCCCCCCGCCCCCCCCCCCCCCCCCCCAGAUCCGCCCCUGGAGAGCUGCAUGUAGAAAUGUAUUUGUUUGAGUUGCGAUUGUUAAUUUAGUGUUGAAAGAAGCGAAGUAUUUGCUACAAUAGUACAUUCAAUUGCGUAACAAUCUUACAGCAAAUUAGAGUAACUGUACCAAAACCAAAAGCUUAUCGUGCUUGCAUGCCUUGGUACCUAUUUUAUUCAUUUAAUAUAUAUUUCAUAUUAAUUAAAACUGCUCGAGUCAAUAAGAGAAAGUUAAGAAUUUGCUUUUAAUCAAAAACUAUAUAUUCUUAUUUUAGGCUCACAGUUUUUAUGAAACAUUACAAAUGUGCCAAGUUUCUGCAAAGAUCGUCGAAGACAACUCAGAAGUGAGUACAUAUAUCUUUUUUACAGAAUUUUUUAUGGACGUUUUUAACAUAAGUUUCCAGGGUGCUUAAGUUUGGAAUGAUAUAAGUGAUGACAUCAAGCCAUUCCUCUCUCUCAAACGCUUUAAGAAAAAGCUUAAGUCAAUUCUUAUUGAUAAAUUUUAAUCAUAAUGUCAGUUCCUGAUGAUAAAUGGCUGAUAACAUCUGGACUCGAACUGUAGGUGCUUUAGCAAUUUGCACCUUAUUCUUUAAGCAGUAAUUGGUGCUAAUGAGUACGUUGAGUUCGAGCACUGCGGUUUAAUCGGGCCUUAACUAACACUUUAUCCUGCUUCAUCCAAGAUAUGCAAUUCCAAAAACAUCUUUAAAAAAUGUUUAAUACUUUGCAGUGAAACCACUGGCCUGAGGCUUGUGGACCCACUUGGGCUUUGAACGUGUUGACGUUAUUUCUACUGUGGUCGAUAAGAGUAUAGACCAUGCCGGAAAAUUGCUGUCGAUUUGUUAAUUGGAGUGUGCACAGAGUUUCAAAAGAGAGACUAACGUCAUGCAUAACUGACAUUAACAAAAUAAGCGAUCUUUUCAUAACUUUUUCUUUGUCCACAGUUGAUGCUGUUCCUUGCGCAUGUGCAGGGCGAUGGUAUUGGCUUCUCCGCGGGUGGACUGGCGGUGAUCAAUAAAUCUUUCUUUCUCACGGUAUGACACCAAAUAACUCUUAUCUAUCUGGGAAGUCUGCUACGGGAAUUUAAUGGUUUUAAAACGCGACUCAAGUUUAGUUAGUCUGGUGUAGCAUGCAAAGGGUUAUUCAGGGUGACUUGCAUGGGAAAGUUUCAAAAUACAGUAUCAAAAUUACAGCUGAUACCCCAGGACAAAUUAAGAGCAUUAGCUAAGAUACCAUGUACCCAUCCUUAAUGAGAUCUCAUUUUGUUACCAUCAGCGAUAUGUAAAAUGUAAAGGAAACUCCUCCGUCUAAGAAGUCUAAGAAAACAGCCAGGUGACGAGUAAAGUGACUGAGCUCAAGAUUCUGAUGUUCAUAUAACAAAAAUACAUGUAACCCUAACAUUAAUAUACAACAUUAAAUUUGCUCCAAAAAUAAUUUACAUCCAGUAAACUAAACUCACACGAAAGUUAAAAAAUUGAGGAGGGAAGAAAGACUGAAGAAAGGGGAAAAUAAAGUAAAAGGAAGAAAGAGAGAAAAAUUCUUGAUCUGAUUUGAAUUUUAGCUGCAGUGUCAAUUGCCACGCAUCCAUUUGAACUUAUGUUCCUGCAGUGAGUCAGGUCUAAGCGUAUUUGUGACUGACCGUGUUUCCAUACUAGCCUCACGAACUAAUAACCUUUAACUUUUACUUUGUUUCAGCUUGUUGGAAUAAUCGCGUCCUAUUUUGCCGUGCUUCUUACCUUACCAUCCUGA